Musa acuminata AAA Group (dessert banana) is the source of this 7213-nucleotide messenger RNA. Its product is annotated as NADH-ubiquinone oxidoreductase chain 1. NCBI's taxonomy places the organism in Eukaryota, Viridiplantae, Streptophyta, Magnoliopsida, Zingiberales, Musaceae. Gene Ontology annotation, cellular component: membrane. The record is from RefSeq and is a predicted model, not a curated record. Gene Ontology annotation, biological process: aerobic respiration. Gene Ontology annotation, molecular function: NADH dehydrogenase activity. The transcript has a single exon. The coding region runs from base 5772 to 6143 and encodes 123 amino acids.
CGUGGCGCUACCCUUGCUUCGAUAGUGGACGGUGAGAGUGGGCAGUGCUUACCCGUGGGCUAAGUUAGCAUGGAUUGCCAAAGAUGAGUUAUAGUAGAUAUAAGAUGGAAAUCCUUUUUUAGACUAAAGAGGCUGAUAUCGCUUCUUUGAUGGCUAAUACUGUCUCUAAACUCCAGAUUGGGUGGGUGGGGCUGGCUUCCUUUGAUUCCGAAGAUAAGAAGAUAGAAUGCUUUCCCUAAUAUAGGAAUGGAGCUCUUGGUCCAGUCGGGGUGCUAGCUUCCCCACUAUAGAUUCGAGCAGAGAUUUUGCUCUUAAGAAAAUAGGGAGAUGGAGCCAUAGAAGGUAUUCCUUGACCUGUUGGGGCCUGGCCUUACCGAUGCCUUCUGCUCGCAGCCGCCAGCGGGUACCAGAUUAUGCUUAUAUCGCCGGGGAUAUAGCGUCUUAGAGAACAUUUCCGUUAAGGUACCAAAGGUAGAGAUCGUAUUGUCAUCUUUACUGGACCCGUUCCUUUAGGGUGCCUUCUCCUUCUAUGAAAGGAGCCGUAUGAUUUGGGGGAGGGUUUUCGUUCGCUUCCGCGCCCUGCAGCUCGGCACCUACGAUAAAGGGUCUAGUCCAUACUCCCUUUAACAACAAACUAUUAGUAACAUUGGAAAGUCUACGGGAAAUGUAGUAAUUUCGCUUUCUAGCUUUCUUGAGUACACAAACCUUGCGAGAGCAACCCCGGGUUCGUUCCUAAGCAUCGCCAUAAAAGACACGUACUUAUUGACUUUGUUAUAGGCACCGAAAUCUCCAAUCUAAAUAGAGCUCUUUGCCUUUCUGGGGUUAUUGUCCAAGCGACUGAACUCUAUAUUUGAUAUGUUUUGGCCGUGUCGCUCCAAGAUCAAAGGUGAUGAACAUUCCGAGAAAAGAACUUAUUGCUGAAUAUCCGCUCUCUGUUUCCGAACUGUCCUUCUUUUCAUCUUUAUUCAUGCCUUUCCUUUCACAUAAUGGAAAUUGACAUCACAUAGCUUUACCUUUGAUGAGAGAGUAGAGUUGCACUUACACUUUGAUUUAUGCCUUGACUCUAUACCUUGGGGAUUAUUCACUGGGUCACACAUCAUAUAACCACAGACGCAAAGCAGUUGAUUACUAUAAGAAUGAACGUGCAUUAAGAAUUCCACUAGUCAGUAUAAGAAUGAACCCGGAUUUGAUACUAUUGAAAGCCGUAAACUCUGCUCUUUUCUACCCUUAACUAAAGCCAAUAACUCCCCGAAACGACAACACUCAUGCACCCAAGGAGACUUCACUUCAGUGCGUGCGUGCUUAGCGCUUCAAUUCCUAGAACCUCUAAUCGGCCUUUAUCCAUACCACAUACUUCACUCUCAAAAGCACUUGUUCGAAAGGGUGAACUCAACGCUUCGGCAAACUCUGUUAGCACAACAUUUGGCGAAAGAAAAGAUGGGAAUUCAACUUCACUAGAAGAGAUUCACCUACCUGCUUCCUGCUUACAAAACUAACUAACGUUUACUUGAGCGGGGUGCAUUAGCUUACUUUCCAGGGUGCCGAUAUUCUUUAUUAAAGCUUCAAUAUUCAAGGCAUUAGUUUCUAGUCUUUCGCUGCGCUGUAAGCCGUAUAAAGUAGAGUGGAAAGAAUAAGGGAGUAUAUAAGUAGUUAAGAUGAAUCAGAAAGAUUAUUAACGUUGUCGCGGGUAUAAAUUGAAACGAGACUCGCUAACACACUUAGUGGCCGUUGCUUGUUUUGGGCAAAAUCAUUGAACUCACACUCUAAGCUCGAAAUCAAAGAGCAAAUGAAUUGUUGACGGGUAAUCUAGGAAUUGUUGAAUGGAAUCUUUCGCUAAUAACUCACUAACGGAGCUCACCGAAGCUGCAAUUCGCUAAUAACUCACUAACGGAGCUCACCGAAGCUGCAAACUGAUUAUGGUUUCUAGGUGGGGGUGCUAACGUGUUAUGAUUGGGGGAGAACAGAGGAGCUCUUUCGAAAGGAAUGGCGCGCGUAACAUGCUACUUAUUAUAUUGAGUUAAGCUAUUCAAUAAGUAAGGGAACAAGGCCUAAUUUCAUCAGCUUACGGAGAGUUCUCGUCAACACUUCUUUCUCGCCGUGGAACAGAGGUUCAACUUAGCAAAUGCGUGCGCCUUUCUCUUUCUGUCCUUCUUAAGCGCUAAGUACUCUUUCUUUUUCUACAUUUGACAAAGAAACCUAAGGAUACGAAAGGCAAAGGGUAGGUCUCAGUCGAUCAAACAAGAUUAUGGAGCCUAAGACUUGAGUGGUGAGUUUAGAGUCAUAAAGUGAGGAGUUCGCGCUAAAGCUAUUGCCAGUAGGAUCAGUAGGAUAAGAAUGAUUGAUACUGGGUCAAGUGAGGCAGUUGGGGUGCUCCGCCUACCAAGUUCCAGUCCCUGUACCUGUACCAGUGUCUUCAUCUUCUUUCCAUCGAUUCAAGGAUUGCCUUAAUUCAUUCUGCUCGUGGGAUAUCGUCACUAUUGAUCAUGUCUGCUUCAGUUGGAGGGGGAGACACUUUCUUUCCAUUAUGAAUUAGUUGACUGACCUUAGUAUCCUUAGACCCUGGGUUGUACCUUAUUCUAUCUCUCCUACCAGAUCACAGAUGCGGCCCUGUUUUAAGGAAGAAUGCAAGUGAACUGAUCUCUAGUAGUCGCUAGCAGAGGAGGGCCUUCGCAGUGGACCGGGUAAGCUUCGUGGCAGCUAUCUUGCUCUCUUGCUUUAUGCUCGAUUCCUCAGUCGGAGUGGGAAAUCAAGGAGCUGAAAGCCUUUUGUCUUACCAUAGGAAAUAAGAGCUUAGGGCAUUUCUUCAAAUAAAAACGAUAUUGACAUUAGUAAGGCAAACCAAACCUACGGAUUCUUCUCAGCAUAUACGAAUAUCAAAGGUAGUAAAAGGUAGAGAGAGAGGGCCUAUCUAUAAACCUUUGAAAGCAAGGACGGAUUAUACACGCUACUCACUUCGCUCCAUUUAGAGUGGGUGGAAGAAUCUAUCUUGCUUCUGUGCUCUUGCUCGUAAGUCCGUCUUUCUCUUUCAUUGUUGUCUAUCCGAACCGAAGACGGCACUACUUAUACGAAUUAGCUGACAAAGCAAGUGGAUUCCCCCCGCUGCGAAGAAUUCUUUUGGUACUAGACAAGGGUCAAGGCUGAAUUCCAUUUCUCCCUGGGCUGAGCUUAUAAAGAUAUGCGGCAUGGUGAAAUAAAGGAGAGCAUUCCACUUGUGUGUUUGUCGUGGAUCUGGGAUGGAUUCCAAAAGGCUUUCAGCUCCUUGCAUGGGAGUAGUGCGCUUAGCGUGGGACCUCUUUACGGCGAAGGUAGGAAAUCGAUCGGAAGCUAGGGGGCGGAUAAUUGACUUUGACCCGAUCCUUUAUGUUUUGAUAAUUGCUAAACAACAUCGGAUGAGUCCUCCCUUCAUAAUAGAAGCAAGAAAUUGGGACGACUUUGGGGGUUAUCAAAGGGCUUAGGGUACAGCUGCGUGAAAACUCACCUCUCAUCUUUUCGCCCUAACGCGCCACAGACGCAUUAUCUGUUUGCGUGGAAUCAGAUUCAACCAAGGUAAAGGAAGACUGAGGUGACCAAAUGAGGACGUAUCAAUUAAGACGAGGAAUUUGAUACAGGUUAAGCAAGGACGGGGUUUGAAUCCCAGCUAGAGGUGAGUUAGCCUACGAACGACCACCGCUUAUCCAAUGAAUUGGCAACUUGAUUUGAUUGCUCGAACCGAUCGUAUAGAGUGAAGGCCAAUAUAGACAAAGUUGUAAACCACAGACGAGGCUAAGAUUGAUCCCGAAUGAAAAGCCUCCAAAAAAGCGGGGAGAUAUAUUGAAAUAAAGGAAUUGGGGGAUGGAUUGACUACCAAUGAUACAGUUAAAGUAAAGGAUUGCCUGACUUUGAAAAUCAAGGGAUUCACGCACUGACUCAAGCAGGGGAUUUCCUCCAUAGGCCGAAAAGCAUUUUGUAGAUACUUGUUACAGGCCCGAACUUGUUACAGUAGAGUAAGGGGAGCGCGAAAGAGCUUUAUUUCCAAUUAGAGUAAGGGCCCGCUAAUACAUUACUUUUAUUGCUUAGAGUAAGGGCCCGCUAAUACAUUACUUUUAUUGCUCUCGACAGAAGUAACUCGACGGAAAGGAGAGGAAGGAAGAGCACUGUUAGUGACCUUAUUCUUUUACAAAGAGGAAAGGGAGGCUAGGAAUCCAGAAGUUCAUCGUGAAAAUAGAUAGAGACCAGAUCAUAUCAUGAAAUAUGUAUUGUCAAUGCAGAGCAUCCGCUUACAGUCCUGCAGAUAAGGCAUAUGGCGUGACACACACUAUAUAAUAUAAGGUUCAAAGUCGUUGGAAUAAUAUAAGUGAAGUAGUUAGUAUAAGUUCCGUAGUUAGAAUAAUAUAAGUGAAGUAGUUAGUAUAAGUUCCGUAGUUAGAAUAUGAACAUUUACAACUUUCUAUAAGUUCCGUAGUUAGAAUAUGAACAUUUACAACUUUCUCACGGAUAAGGGAAAGCGUCGAUAUGCAAGAGUUUACCCCAUUGAGUGCCUUUACUUGAAGAAAGAUGUUAAUUCCAUCUUUAUUGUUCUUUACAGAAGAGUCAUGAGAUCCUCUUGCGGGUCGCCUAGCUUUCAUUAUAGUGAAAACUGGUACCAAAACCAUCCAAUUUGAUUUCUGGGAAGUGGUUAUAAAAGUGUUCUACGGUUAACAUGCCUCGCUCUAAGUGUAGUAGCUUGUUGGGUGCCUAUUGCUAAGUAAAGAAUUGAGUAUAUGCUUGGUCCCUACUAAAUGAAUUCUUUCCUUGUACUAUAGUUCCAUUACAAGUUUGCUUGUUCCUUGCUUACUUAUGAGUUUGCUUGUUGAGUUGAGUAUCUAAAGUGAGUGGAGUCUUUAUCUAAAGUGAGUUUCGUCUUGUAUAUAAAGGGUAAUAUGAGAGUCUUGUAUAUAAGUGAGUAAUCAUAAUAUCUUAUAUAAGUUAGUAAUCAUAAUAUCUUAUAUGUAUGCGAUGUUAACUAGAAAUCAUAAUAUCUUAUAUGUAUGCGAUGUUAACUAUAUUAAUUAAUACAAAUACAGGCUAUUCGAUGGAUUUCAAUCUUACUGAGAUGCUCCCGCUCAAUACCUUCGUGCUAUUAUCAGUAAAGAACUCUCAUAUCUAGUGAAUAUUGGCCAUUAGGCUAAUGUUCUAUAAACAGGAUUGAAAAGCAGGAUCCUAGCCAACUUGAGUAUUGCCGAAGAAGCCACUCCUUAAUUUCUGGAAGCUUUAGUCAAACAUCUGCAAGAGCGACAAAGUCUGUUUUGGAACGAGGCAAAACCACAACAUUUUGUAUAACUCUCUAUCCUGUUAUUCACAAUUCUUUAUAUCUGUGGGAAUUCUAUCGGGAUCUGGGUGAAUUUGAGCUCGUGAGAAAGCAUGCUUCACAGCCACUCAUUCGUCCUAACCAAACAGUACCAUCUUUAUCUCAGCCACUAGUAUUAAGGAAAUCCCUUUUGAUGACUUAGCUUAUGCUUAGUAUAGUGAGUCGGGCUACGAUUCGGAAGUAAGGUAACAGGAUUCGUUAAUGCACCAUCUUUCAAGGGAUCCGGAGUUUUCUUUUCCAGAAAAGGUCCCCUCCUUCAAUAUAAUGAUUGGGUCGACCAGGCCAGAUCCUAAGUGCAAUCUCAUUCUCGGGUCGACCAGGUCCGGGCCGAUCGUGAGUCAAUAUCCAAUCUAAAACGUACAUUGCAGUUCCAGCAGAAAUACUUGGUUUAAUUCUACCACUUCUACUAGGAGUUGCCUUUUUAGUGCUAGCUGAACGUAAAGUCAUGGCUUUUGUGCAACGUCGAAAGGGUCCUGAUGUAGUAGGAUUGUUCGGAUUGUUACAACCUCUAGCGGAUGGUUUCAAAUUGAUUCUCAAAGAACCUAUUUCACCAAGUAGUGCUAAUUUCUCCCUUUUUCGAAUGGCUCCAGUAGCUACAUUUACGUUAAGUCUGGUCGCUCGGGCCGUUGUACCUUUUUCUUAUGGUAUGGUAUUGUCAGAUCCGAACAUAGGGCUACUUUAUUUGUUUGCCAUAUCUUCGCUAGGUGUUUAUGGAAUUAUUAUAGCUGGUUGGUCUAGUAAUAUAGGGAGCGGCCGUUCGGUCGCCUAUGAUAGACGGACCAAUUGGUCAAAUAUGGGUUUGUGCCGCAGGUGUUGAACGAUCUACUCUACACAGGUGUGGGCUUACAGGGCAGAGGGCUCUCUAUGUAUUAUUCCCUUUCAGUAUAGGGAUGAGGGAAUUGGCUGUAAUCCACAAAUAGUUGUUUCUAUUCGCACCUCAGAUCCAGAGGAAAGAAAGGUUGCUUGUCAAGGCUGGGCUGGGGCCUAACUCUUUCUUUUGAUAGCUGUCCUUUAUAACCGGCUGUUCUUCUUUGUCAACGCUACUACUCUAGGUUCUCGCCUACUUUCCGAAUGAAAGAACAUGAGAAACAGUUUCAAUGGAAAAGGCUAUACUUAGUUUCGCAAGCCUUUGUCAUUGUCAGUCAACUAAGUAAGGGCUUGACUUGAAGGACUUGUUUAUAACUCGCCUAGCAACUGUAUACUAAGCUUGGCCCCUGCGCUGUGAAUCCUUAAAUCUUCGAGCAUGCCACACUAAAUGGAUGAUACCCUCAUACUAUAAAGACAGAAUUGGAGUACCUGAAAACCCCAUCAUGGUGAACCUCUCCUUGUGAUCGGGAUGAGGUAGAUGCCUCCCAGCAGGGGGCGGAUCGAAUCGGAGUUUCCUUAGGUAGCCACCGACCUACAGUUAUCCUUAAACUUCCGUGCUUGGUGGAGAAGAAGCUAACAAAGGUACGCUCGCUUGCUGUCUUGUUCUCUGCCGCGGACUGGGAUCGCUCGCCAGCUAGGCCCUCUAGAAUCAAGUUGGAUAGCAACAAUUCCGUAUGAGAACAUAUUACCCAUCCUCGGAGACAAGGGGCGGAACGACCUCUCGAUCUACUUACUUCAGCCCUGGACGGGCGUCGUCGUCUAGGCGUUCCCUGUUGCUCUGAUCUCACAGACGCCUAGGACGUAGUCUGGGCCAAGAGCCAUAGUUAGUUGCUGUCUCCAUUUAGUUGUUCUUUCUCUAAGUUGAUACCGGCAAGACCCAGCAAGAUAAUGAUGUCUGCUGAUUGGUAGUGAGAGGACUCUUAGUACCCGCAAUAAAAAGGUUCAAAAACCAUAAUAUCGUUUCUUGCUCUCCCUUAGCAGCGGGAAAGGAGUCUAUCUAUCUGCCUAGCUUUGGUAGAA